AAAUCAAAAAAGAAAAAAAAAUAAUCCCAGUCAAGUGCUCAAGUCAAUUGUUGAUCAACUCAUUCGGUCAGGCUGGAUGUGCUCAGCCCUCUUGCUUAGAUAUACCUUCUCCUUUCAAAUUAUUGUGCAAAAAUCCCAAACUCUCUCUGCAAAUCUUGCUUGUUUAAAAAAUUUGAGGAGUUUUGGGCAAUCCCUUUUGCCAUAUAGCUUUGCCAAUGUCUUUUAAUGCUGCUUUUCCUCAUAUUCUGUUCUUCUCUUCCCUUCUUUUUCCCCUCUUGGCUGUUUCUCAAGCUAAUAAUGUGACCUUGGGUACCCAUCUCAUAGCUGGCGAUGGAGGUUCGUGGACUUCACCUUCCAAGGACUUUGCCUUUGGGUUUCGUCGCCUUGAAGACAAUAAUUUCUUCUUGCUCUGCAUCUGGUUCUACCAAAUACCAAACCAAACCAUCGUUUGGUAUGUCGAUGGUUUUGGUAACCCAGCUCCAAAAAAUUCCAAAAUUGAGCUUACAACAGGUGGCCAACUCCAGCUAACCAACCCCACAGGCCAGGAGUUAUGGAAGGCUGAAAUCAUUAAUUCCAGCAAGGUUGCUUAUGCUGCCAUGCUCGACAAUGGCAACUUCGUGCUUCAAAAUAAGGAGUAUCAUCACAUUUGGGAGAGCUUCAGCAAUCCUACAGACACCAUAUUGCCUGGACAGAUACUGCAAGUGGGUGUCAAUCUUUCUUCUCGGCUGACGUAUACUAACUACUCACAGGGAAGGUUUCAACUCCAAUUGGUCCUAGGUGGAAAGCUCCAGAUAAAUCCUGUCGCCUUGCCGUCUUAUACCACCUACGAUCCUUACUUCACCAUUGAGGCUAAUCCCCCUGAAAAUCGUUCGACGUUGGUCUUCAAUGAAUCAGGCAGUCUUUAUAUAAAGAGAAGCAACGGAAGCAUUGAAGAUCUCUCACCAAUCGACACAUACCCAAUUGAUGAUUUCUAUCACAGGGCGACCCUUGAUGUUCAUGGAGCAUUUUAUCUUUAUACUCAUCCAAGGUCUUCUGGUUGGGGUAGGGAAGAAUGGUCCAUUGAGAAAUCAUUUCCUGGUAAUGUCUGUGACAUUACUGGGGGCCUAGGCAGUGGUGCUUGUGGGUUUAAUAGCUACUGCAGAGCUGUUAAUGGGAUUCCCGUAUGUGAAUGCCCACCUGAAUACUCCCAAAUUGAUCCAAAUAGCAGUCUCAGUGGCUGCAAACCAAAUAUCCCACUCGUAUGUGAAGAAGAUGAAUCUGGUUUCCCUGAGGCUCUGUUUGAGUUCACGGAAUUGAAUAGCACAGAUUGGCCAUUGGCUGAUUACGAAAGGCUUGAGCCCGUUAGUGAAGAGGAAUGCAAGAAUUCGUGCUUGCUUGACUGUUACUGUGGUGUUGUUAUUUAUAGAAACGUGACAUGCUGGAAGAAGAAGCUUCCACUCUCCAAUGGGAGGUUCAGUGCAAGCGACACAGGGAAGGCUCUGUUCAAAUUAAGGCGUGCAAGUUCUUCAAGCACCAAGAGGAAAAAUCAGAUAAUAGUUAUCUUGGUUGGAUCAUUGGGUAGUUCUGCAUUUAUCAACUUCUUAUUGUUAUCUGGAAUUUGUUUGAUUGCUUUCUUUGUGUACCAAAAAAGACCGAAAAGAAGCAAGAAAGAUUUAACCAUUUCGGAGACUAAUCUACGAUCCUUUACAUACAAAGAACUCGAAGAAGCAACAAAUGGGUUCAAGGAAGAAUUGGGAAAAGGUGCUUUUGGGAUUGUUUACAAAGGUCUCUACCCAUUAGGCUCUCGAAAUCUGGUUGCAGUCAAGAGACUAGACAAGGUGGUUCAAGAAGGUGAGAAGGAAUUCAAAACAGAGGUAAAUGUGAUCGGCCAGACCCACCACAAGAAUUUAGUUCGAUUGUUUGGAUAUUGUGAUGACGGAUCUCACAGGCUUUUGGUGUACGAGUUCAUGAGCAAUGGCUCUUUGGCAAGCUUUCUCUUUGGACUCUCAAGGCCUCAUUGGGAUCAAAGAACCCAGAUUGCAAUUGGUAUUGCAAGAGGGCUUUUUUACCUACACGAAGAAUGUAGCACCCAGAUCAUCCAUUGUGAUAUAAAGCCUCAGAACAUACUUCUAGACGAUUUUUUCAGGCCAAGGAUUUCUGAUUUUGGAUUGGCAAAGUUGUUGAUGCCUGACCAGGUCUUAACUCUUACAGGCGUUCGAGGGACUAGAGGAUAUGUGGCACCAGAGUGGUUCCGGCGUACGCCGAUCACAGCAAAAGUGGAUGUUUAUAGCUUUGGUGUGAUGUUGUUGGAGAUUAUCUCUUGUAGGAAGAGUGUUGAGACAGCAUGGGAGGGAGAAGAAAAAGCUUUAUUAACUAACUGGGCUUAUGAUUGCUAUAGAGAAGGGAAAAUUGAAGAGUUGGUGGAGAAGGAUGAAGAGGCCAUGAGGGAUGAGAAGCGGCUACUGACUUUUGUGAUGAUAGCAAUAUGGUGUAUUCAAGAGGAGCCGUCUCUGAGGCCUACAAUGAAGAAGGUGUUACAGAUGCUUGAAGCAGCUGUUGCUGUUCCCUGCCCACCACGCCCUUUUCCCUUCAGCUCUUCCUGUUAACACCCCCCCCCCCCCCCUCUCUCUCUCUCUCUCUCUCUCUCACUAAUGUGUCCAUUCAUUCACAGCAUUGGUAGAGCCACUCCAAAUCUGCUUACAACACUACCAAAUUAUGGCCUAGUACAAAGAAAGUCUUUUUUUUUUGGUGUAGGUAAUUUAGUUGCUUGAGGAGGAGGACAUUAUAAAACUGUAUGUCUUAUAUUUAAAUUCAGUUAUGGUCAUAUAUUAACAAUGUGGGAUACCAUGCUUGUUA
Molecule: messenger RNA, 2835 nt
Organism: Macadamia integrifolia
Lineage: Eukaryota; Viridiplantae; Streptophyta; Magnoliopsida; Proteales; Proteaceae
Product: G-type lectin S-receptor-like serine/threonine-protein kinase LECRK2
Exons: 2
Coding region: 216-2585 (789 amino acids)
Biological process (GO): protein phosphorylation
Molecular function (GO): protein serine/threonine kinase activity; ATP binding
Source: RefSeq, a predicted model, not a curated record